GCGGGGAGCCCGCGCACGGCCUCGGUGCCGCCUCGGCGGAGGGAGCUGCCCUCGGGCCGCCGGCUCCUCACAUGGCGGCGCCCCGGGGCGGCGGGGCGAGCCGUGCUGCCUCUGCCCCCGCCGGGCCCGCCUCGCCCCCCCCGGCGGCGGGCGGGCGGGCAGGAGGUGCUUGGCGGUGCCUGUCCCUGCGCCCCUCUCCGACGUGCUCGGGGCGGGGGAAAGAAGGGGAUAUGAAACUCGCCCAGACGGCGGCCGCGGGGGCGGCCCGAGGGGGCUGAGGGGCUCCGCGGGACGGCACGGGGCGGGGAGGAGGGGACGGGACGGGACGGCCGGUGGCCGCCGCCGCCGGGACGCCCCGAGCCGUUGUCCCCGCUCAGGCGUGGCGGGCGGCGCCGCCGUGAUGCCGGGCGGCGGCCGCGGGAGGGCCCCGAGGUAGCGGCGCGGCGCGGCGGGCCGGUGCCGCCCGGCGGAGGAUGGCGUGCGGCGGCGGCGGCGGCUGCUGCUGCUCCAGCGCGGGCCGCCUGAACGCGGACAACGCGCGGUUCCUCCUGCUGGCGGUGCUGAUCGUGCUGUACAUGCUGUGCGGCGCCGCCGUCUUCUCGGCCAUCGAGCUGCCCACCGAGCGGCAGGCCAAGGAGCGCUGGGAGGAGCGGCUGGAGAACUUCACCCAGCGCCACAACCUCAGCCGCGCCGAGCUCCGCCACUUCCUCCGCGAGUACGAGGAGGCCGCCGUGGCCGGCAUCCGCGUCGAUGACAUCCGGCCCCGGUGGGAUUUCACCGGCGCUUUCUACUUCGUGGGCACCGUCGUUUCCACCAUCGGGUUUGGCAUGACCACCCCAGCCACUGUUGGAGGCAAAAUUUUUCUGAUAUUUUAUGGCCUUAUAGGAUGUGCAGGGACCAUCUUGUUCUUUAACCUGUUCCUGGAGCGCCUGAUCACCGUCAUAGCCUAUGUCAUGAAGUCCUGCCACGAGAGACAGCUGAGGAGGAAGGGCGUCCUCCCUCACGACGGCCGGCGGGGCUCAGGGACCUCGGAGGCAGACAGCCUGGCGGGCUGGAAGCCCUCGGUGUACUACGUCAUGCUGAUUUUGUGUGUAGCAUCACUCAUCAUCUCCUGCUGUGCCUCUGCAAUGUACACACCAAUUGAAGGGUGGAGUUACUUUGACUCGCUUUACUUCUGCUUCGUGGCCUUCAGCACCAUCGGUUUUGGUGAUCUGGUCAGCAGCCAAAACACCCAGUAUGAGAGCCAGGGCCUUUACCGCUUUGGCAAUUUUGUCUUCAUACUCAUGGGGGUUUGCUGCAUCUACUCCUUAUUUAACGUGAUCUCCAUUGUCAUCAAACAAUCCAUAAACUGGAUACUAAAGAAGCUGGACUGCAGGUGCUGCCAUAGAUGCCAAAGAAAAUUAUUUCGGUCACGGAGGAACGUGGUAAUGCCAGGGAACAUGCGCAGCCGGAGAAACAUCUCCAUCGAGACUGACAUUGUCAACGAGAGCGACACAGAUGGGCGCCGGCUGUCAGGAGAGAUGAUCUCCAUGAAAGACUUCCUGGCCUCCAAUAAAGUUUCACUGGCCAUCAUGCAGAAACAGCUGUCGGAAACUGCCAAUGGCUACCCAAGGCAAAUGAGCACUAAUUCAAAGCAAAAUGGAUUCUCUGGUGGGGUUGGAGCCCUAGGAAUUAUGAAUAACAGACUGGCAGAAACAAGUGUGGACAGGUAAAACAGUAACAGAAAUACCAGUGACACAGUGUGAAGCAUUUCAGCACACAUAGAAACAACAUGCAUCGAAUGGAAGUAGCGAGGGAGAGCGUCGCCAGAGGGUGGGCUGCACAUGAAGAGCAUGCCUUCUGUUGGAAGACCUCUCACACAUAUUUUGGGCUGCCAAUUAAUAUCUUGGCUCUUUGAAUUGCACCAGUCUCAACCUUCCUUCUUCCCCUUCUUCCCCUUCUUCCCCUUCUUCCCGUUCCUCAAACAGACUACUGCAGGAGAAAUUCUGUUUUGCCUUCAGAUCAGUUUUCCAUGUCCUGUGCUUCUCUGUUUAUGUGAAAUACAGAUUUCAGGAUAAAAAAAUCUGUGGUAUUGGAAGAAAUCAAGAGUGUCUUCUGAACACAUACUUAAUUCAAUUAUUGUUUUGAGCUUUCUAUCUUACACUUUUCGUAACUGUUUUCUGAAGGUAGCUUAUCUGAGACCAAAAGAGGAAUCAUUAUAAGCCUUUCUCUGUCCUUCUGCAGAUUUAAUUUAAUGGAACAGAAAAACAAACUAUUUUCUUUUAAAUAUCACUCCUUAACGUGUAUUCCUGUUGUGAAACAUCUAGGCUUGAAAAGCCCGGUUCUGCUGCACUAAAAAGGUAUAGAUCUGGAGCGAUUCUCUGACAGUCAGUAGAAGAACUCUGGAGCUAUUGUGAUGUGAAUGAGAGGAGAAUUUGACCUUUAGAAUUUAAUUUAGUCUUCCCUUUAAAAGGAUACUGUCAAAAGAGAUAGAAUAAAAAAAUACCUUACUUUUGUUUUCUUCUAUUUGCAAAACAUGAUUUUUUUUUCUAGGCUACUUUUCCUUCUAGAAUUGAAUCACUGUGGUUUUCUGUUUCAAAAAUAUCAAAUUGAAAAAAUCGCCAUCCUGACAAGUUGUAUGAAUUAUUCCACAAUAAGGACCGUAGACUUUUAAAAUUUCUGUCCAUAUUAUGUUCAACUGUGACUGAAACAGUUCAACAUCAACAUUAUGUAACGGAACUAGUAACUGGGUUUACAGAGCAGGCUUGAUUAUGGAAUUAGAUUGCCAUGCCAACAUUAUUAUAAGUGACUGUGAGCACAAAAUCACUUUGGCAAUGUCCUUUUUACCUCUCAUGUAAUUCUUCACCUGUUUUCUGGCAUUCAUUAAUGAUAAUGACAGGGUCUUGAUUAGGGAAAUAAAAAAUGUUUAACUCCUCAUUUUUCUCAAUGAAAUGCUCUGAGUGUUCAUUAUGACUAGAAAGGAGACUUCAAUGAGAAGCACAGUAACAGCACGAAGAAAAUGAAAACAGGAGACUAGGUGAUUUUUAAUGACAGCAAAAUUACGCUUUCUAUUAGAUAACUGGAGAAAAAAGGAUGAAAUUAACAUAAACUCUAGCAAGAAUUUAAGGAAGGCUGGGCUGAAUUCCAGUUUCUUCUUUUACCGUGCAGUGCAUUAAAGCUGAACACUAUAUGAGAGUGUAAACAAGCAGAAUGGGUCACAGAGGACCUGAGCCAAUUCUCCCUAAAGAGAAUAGUACAUGCAUCAGGACUGAAUGUUUUCUCACUUCUGUUAGCAAGAAAACCUUUCAGAAUACUACAGUUUUAGGCAACCUAGAACUCCUAUGUAGUUCUUAAUUUCUCUCAUAUGGAACAAUGCAGAUAGCUUCUCCAGUUUAACUUGUAUUACAAAAUAAUAUCAUAUUCUUUUUCUUCAUUCUGCCCAGCAACUCUUUUAUUUAGGAUCCUAAUACUACAGGAUAACAUUUUAAUACUCAUUUUAAGCAAUAUUUGAAUUUGAAAAGAAAAACAUACCUCUUGGAAUCCUUUCCUAUGAUAAAGCAAAACCAGAGAUUAGAUUAAAAAACUGCACUUAACGAGUGAAAAGAAUUGCAAGCUCUUCCUGAUAUGUUACAGUUAAAAUAUCCUGAUUAAAGGUCAAAUCCUGCUGUCCUUAUUUGCAAGGAGAGCUUCAAGCUGCAGUCAGUAGUCAGAAGUCUGGUAUCAAGUCACCUGUGCAGCAGCGAAAUAGCCCUAAUGGUAUCCCCCCCACAUUAGCAUUCAUGUGAAAUCCAAAUCAGCUCACACACCUUAACUUUGGUGAGAAGAGCAGUCUGAUUUGUCACUGGGGGGAGGGGAGGUGUUAAAUAUUUUCAAAAAAUGCCACUGAGAUGUUUUAGACAUAUUAUAGUACCCAAGAUCUAUUAUGUUACAGGUUUUUUUCUCCCACAAUUUUCUGUCUCAACCUUACUGAAUAAAAAGACUUGCAUAUAAAAAGAAAAAA
This is a messenger RNA of Oxyura jamaicensis (ruddy duck), 3979 nucleotides long. RefSeq names its product potassium two pore domain channel subfamily K member 13 (gene KCNK13). Bases 474 to 1712 code for a protein of 412 amino acids. Gene Ontology annotation, cellular component: membrane. Gene Ontology annotation, molecular function: potassium ion leak channel activity. Gene Ontology annotation, biological process: potassium ion transmembrane transport; stabilization of membrane potential. The transcript is spliced from 2 exons. The record is from RefSeq and is a predicted model, not a curated record. Lineage: Eukaryota; Metazoa; Chordata; Aves; Anseriformes; Anatidae.